ACGUAUCCGUCGUACAAAACAUGAUGACUGGGAUUUACUUUUACUUGUCCUUUUAAGUCGACCAUUGUUGUUUCAACCUUGCGGAAACUGUAACUCUGUUUUUGAGUUGUUUGGUUAAGAGAAUCCAAAGAUGGCGAGUCUAGGCCAUAUAGCUAGGGAAUCAUCGAACAUCACACGCCUCGCCCAAUUUUACAAAGAGAUAUUUGGGUUUGAGGAGAUUGAAAACCCUGAUUUUGGAGACAUAAAGGUCAUUUGGCUAAACUUACCAGGUGCUUUUGCUAUGCACAUCAUCCAGAGGAACCCUUCAUCAAACCUUCCAGAAAGUCCUUACAGUUCCACCUCUGCGGUUAAGGAUCCUAGCCAUCUCUCAACGGGUCACCAUAUCUGCUUCUCUGUCUCUGACUUCGACUCUUUUCUUCGUUUGCUCAAGGAGAAAGGGAUAGAAACUUUUCAGAAGUCACUUCCUGAUGGAAAAGUCAAGCAAGUUUUCUUCUUUGAUCCAGAUGGGAACGGAUUAGAGGUAGCAAGUCGAUCUUGAGCCUUUGAACCUGAAAAAUGUGGUGGUAUCACUUAUAGAAAUGAAAUAAAAGUAUUCCGUGGUGGUAUCACUUAUAGAAAUGAAAUAAAAGUAUGGAAUAAUCCAGUUUGUUGGAACAGGAUAAAUAAGGCUGCAUAUAUAUAUAUAUAUAUAUAUGUAAACUCUUGUUAUGUCUAGGUUUGAUGUUAACAUUUGACAAGUUACGCUUCAACGCUCAUGUCAUGUGCCUUGAAUGUUGGAUUUAUAUUAGCAUUAAUGAGCUUUUCUUGUCUAGUA
Capsella rubella is the source of this 814-nucleotide messenger RNA. Its product is annotated as lactoylglutathione lyase. Bases 131 to 538 code for a protein of 135 amino acids. The transcript has 4 exons. NCBI's taxonomy places the organism in Eukaryota, Viridiplantae, Streptophyta, Magnoliopsida, Brassicales, Brassicaceae. The record is from RefSeq and is a predicted model, not a curated record.